Molecule: messenger RNA, 930 nt
Organism: Morone saxatilis (striped sea-bass)
Lineage: Eukaryota; Metazoa; Chordata; Actinopteri; Moronidae
Gene: cunhxorf56
Product: chromosome unknown CXorf56 homolog
Exons: 1
Coding region: 134-811 (225 amino acids)
Source: RefSeq, a predicted model, not a curated record
GAAAUACACGGAGACACUUCCCUGUAGGAACAGAAACAACGACGCACUCCGGUCGUGUUUCUUUCGUCGUAAGCAAACAACAACAACAACAACAACAUUAUUAUUGAAUUCUUCUACAUUUAAGAGCUUAAACAUGCCGAAGGUCGUGUCCAGAAGUGUGGUGUGCUCGGACACCAGAGACCGAGAGGAGUACGACGACGGAGAAAAGCCUCUCCACGUCUACUACUGCCUCUGCGGCCAGAUGGUUCUGGUUCUGGACUGCCAGCUGGAGAAGCUCCCCAUGAGGCCCCGGGACCGAGCCCGGGUCAUCGACGCCGCCAAACACGCACACAAGUUCUGCAACGUGGAGGUGGACGAGAACGCGUACCUGAAGAGGGCCGAGGGCAUCGAGAGGCAGCACCGCAAGAAGUGCGGCAAGUGCGGGCUGCUGCUCUUCUACCAGCACCAGGAGAAGAACAACCCGGCCACCUUCAUCGUGGACGGAGCCGUGGUGAAGUUCGGCCAGGGCUUCGGCAACACCAGCGUGUACAGCCAGAAGCAGCCGGAGGCGCCCAAGAAGGUCCGGGUGAUGAUGACCAAGCGCACCAAGGACAUGGGCAAGUUCAGCUCCGUCACCGUGUCCACCAUCGACGAGGAGGAGGAGGAGAUCGAGGCCCGGGAGGUGGCGGACUCGUACGCCCAGAACGCCAAGGUGAUCGAGAAGCAGCUGGAGAGGAAGGGCAUGAGCAAGAGGAGGCUGCAGGAGCUGGCCGAGCUGGAGGCCAAGAAGGCGAAGAUGAAGGGCACCCUGAUCGAUAAUCAGUUCAAGUAGUGGGAGAGGGGGAUCGAUGAAGGUGGACCACACACAUCUGGAGCUCCUCAUCCACAUGUGCAGAGAGGGGGCAGUAUAUAUUUAUGGACAUAUGAGUACAGGACUGGGGAUCUCUUGUG